Dentiscutata erythropus is the source of this 1605-nucleotide messenger RNA. NCBI's taxonomy places the organism in Eukaryota, Fungi, Glomeromycota, Glomeromycetes, Diversisporales, Gigasporaceae. The record is from the annotation of a GenBank genome assembly.
AUGGAAACUAUCGAAAGACGCGAGUAUAGUUUUAGUUACUCACCUGAGACGCCAGAAGAUAUUCGUGUUGUUGUCGGGAUAGAUUUUGGUACUACGUUCUCGGGUUAUGCAUGUGCUAGCGUCCGUACUUGUGAAGUUAUAACUAAUACGAAUUGGCCAGGGGUGAAUAAUGGCUCGUUUAAAACUAACACAGUAUUGCUAUAUGAUGAAAAUCUUAAAGUUAGUGAGUGGGGCGCUCGAGCUUUAGUUGGCGACACUCGAGAACGUAAAAAUAGAGGAAAUAAAUCACCAAAGCCUGUAGAACUUUUUAAAUUGCAUUUAGGAAAUAUUUCUGAUAAUAAAAAGCCAAAAUUACCACAAGGUCUUUCUCCUGAAAAAGCUAUUACUGAUUAUCUUCGUAUGAUGGAAUUCACUGAAAAGACGAAAGUUGUUAUGAGGCAAUGUAUUUACGACGCUAAUUUAAUUAAUAAUAUUGGUACGCAAAAUCUACAAUUCAGUACCGAGCCCGAAGCUGCAGCAGUACAUUGCAUAAAGGUGUUAAAAGACCAUAAGAUUAAUAUCGGAGAUACAUAUCUUGUUGUUGACUGUGGCGGUGGCACAGUGGAUUUAACGGUCCGAAAAUUAUUAGAGAAUAAUCGACUUAAAGAACCUACAGAGCGCUCAGGUGGUUUUUGCGGAAGCACUAAUGUGGAUAGAAAUUUUAUUGAAUAUCUUGAAAAUAUAGUUGGAGAACAUGCUAUUUCAUCAUUACGAGAGAAGCAUUACGGACAAUUCCAAUAUGUUAUUCAGCAGUUUUGUGAAAGAGUUAAACAUCAAUUUACUAACGAUUCUUCCGAUUUUAGAACAUUUGAAUUUAAUAUUGCAAAGUAUUGCCCUGCUCUUAAACAAUAUAUUAAAAAUCCGGCCAAAGAUAAGCUAGAACAAGACGAUUGGAUUAUUGAUAUUUAUUAUAAAAAUGUCAAGUUGUUUUUUGAUCCUGUUGUUGCACAAAUCCUUGAUUUAAUUAAUGAGCAGCUUAAAAAAAUUGACAAAUGUUCAAUAAUAUUUUUAGUAGGAGGGUUUGGUGAAUCUAAAUAUCUUCAAGCAAUAAUAAAAGAAAGGUUUAAUACUUAUAAAGUCGCAGUUUCACCAAAUCCAGUAGCAGCUAUAGUACGUGGUGCAGUUGAAUAUGGAUUGGACAUGGAUACAAUUAAAACUCGAGUACUUAAAUGGACGUAUGGUGUUGGAGCAUAUGAAAAAUUUCAGGAAGGUACCGAUGAGCAAUCGCGUAAAAAUAAAGAUGGAUAUGUUUUAAAGUUCAUUUUACUGGCAAAAAGGGGUAUUGAAGUAGAUGUAAAUCAAAAAUUUUCUAAAAAACUAACGCCAAAACGGCCAGAUCAGAAUAAGGCAUUCGUUGAAUUUUUUUACACACCAAAAUACACGCCCAAAUAUUGUGAUGAAUCUGAAAUACAUAAAUUAGGAAAUGUUGAAAUUGAUUUACCUGAUACAGGUCUUAAUAGGCCUAUAUUGGUUACGUUAUGUUUUGGAAAAAUGGAAAUGGUGGUAACAGUAAAAAACGAAACAGAUAGACGUACUUAUAGAAGUAGAUUUAACUUAGAAAUUUAA